Messenger RNA from Guyanagaster necrorhizus, 666 nucleotides. RefSeq lists its product as uncharacterized. NCBI's taxonomy places the organism in Eukaryota, Fungi, Basidiomycota, Agaricomycetes, Agaricales, Physalacriaceae. Bases 1 to 666 code for a protein of 221 amino acids. The record is from RefSeq and is a predicted model, not a curated record. The transcript is spliced from 9 exons.
AUGUGUAUCGAGAAUGCAUUGAUGGAUGUUGUGUAUUCAUCACAUCAGAUUCCUUUUGAGGUUGUCCAUGUGGAUGCGCGGUGUCAGGGCUACGCCGAUCUCUGUCAUUAUAGUUAUCAAUUCUUGAUGCAAAACUGUGGGGCGUACACUGCCCGGAGGUUUUUGAUGCCAUGGCCAGUUUCUCACCGGGAUGACUCACAAAACCAGGCAGACGAGCACAAGAAAACCGUGUACGUCAGAAUCCUCGUGGCUGGUUGGAACGUGACCAUCAUCCAGGGUGACGAUAAUGCAGGACAUCCGUUCUCCGCUCAAUUUUCUAGCCCAUAUGGUGAAUACCAUGAUACUACCAAGGAAGAACUUCAGGAUGCAUUGUCGGUCAUAUACGAUCAGCUCAAAUGUUCGAAAUCAUGGUGGAUUCUUGAGAUCAUUCCAAUGGCAUUCCGACAGCAGAAGGAGAAUGAGGAGUGGGUGUCCUGGUUUGGGGCGAAAUUCGGACCUCGAAAGAUUCCGAUGCGAUCCAGAGUCAAGGUCCAUCGCAUUGUUCGCCAGUCGCUCAUUCCGUUUCAACACAAUCAUAAUGAGACAACUAAUGCGUUGCUUGGCUCGGUCAUGGUAGUUAUCCGGAUGGUGGAUAAAUUGGUCCUAGUAGGGAGGGCGGCGAAGUGA